Oryza brachyantha (malo sina) is the source of this 774-nucleotide messenger RNA. Its product is annotated as protein HIGH ARSENIC CONTENT 1, mitochondrial-like. Gene Ontology annotation, molecular function: catalytic activity. Bases 187 to 597 code for a protein of 136 amino acids. Lineage: Eukaryota; Viridiplantae; Streptophyta; Magnoliopsida; Poales; Poaceae. The record is from RefSeq and is a predicted model, not a curated record. The transcript has 6 exons.
UUGUAACUCGCUACCUAACCUUGUGAUCGAUCGAGCUCCUCUUGUUGUUUAGCUAGCUAGAGCUCCAGGCUCCAGCACGUGCCCAACUAACUAAAACACCUUCUUCUACUGAUAAAGUUGCGUUGUAUCUGGAGAGCAAGGUAGCUCUGCACCAUUCCCUUUCCUUAAUUCUCUUGAUUAACUGCAAUGGCUCCUCCAUACGAAACCAGCUCCACCGGCUCUGAAUCGCCGGUGCCGGAGGCGGUGGUGACGGUGGAUGUGACGGCGGCGAGCGAACUUAUCAUCUCGGCCGGCCACCGUUACGUCGAUGUCAGGACAGAGGAAGAAAUGAGCAAGGGCCAUCUGCACAACUCUCUCAACGUGCCCUUCAUGUUCUUCACACCUCAAGGGAGGGAAAAGAAUCCUCUGUUCGUUGAGCAGUUCUCGUCGUUGGUGAGCAAAGAGGAGCAUGUAGUUGUGGGGUGCCAAAGCGGGAAGAGGUCAGAGCAAGCAUGCGUUGAUCUCCUGGAAGCAGGGUUCAAGAACGUGAAGAACAUGGGAGGAGGCUAUGCUGCGUGGCUGGGCAGUGGAUUCCCCGUAAACAAUUUAACGCUUUAAUGCAAUUCCAUCACUGAUGAUGAGUGAUAAACGAUGCUGCUCCAAACCUACCUUACCUGCCUGCGUGCCUGUACCCUAUCGUGUCGUGUGCUACGUUACGUCGUUCUAUAUGUCCUGUUUCUUACUAGCAUGCAUGGAUGCAGCCAGAAUUGAUUAAAUAAAACCGAUCAUCAUGCA